Messenger RNA from Chanos chanos (milkfish), 2898 nucleotides. RefSeq names its product eukaryotic elongation factor 2 kinase (gene eef2k). Gene Ontology annotation, biological process: response to differentiation-inducing factor 1; protein phosphorylation; myosin II filament disassembly. The coding region runs from base 185 to 2404 and encodes 739 amino acids. NCBI's taxonomy places the organism in Eukaryota, Metazoa, Chordata, Actinopteri, Gonorynchiformes, Chanidae. Gene Ontology annotation, molecular function: calmodulin binding; elongation factor-2 kinase activity; calcium ion binding. The transcript is spliced from 19 exons. The record is from RefSeq and is a predicted model, not a curated record.
CUCUUUCAUUGGCAUUCAGUACAAUACGACAGAUAUAACCCAGCCGUCAAGUUAACUUUUGCAGUAUCACAGGGCGGAAGGAAUAUUUUCUGAACCCUCAUGUCAUUUCGUCCAGGAACUAACUUUGCCCACCUUUUAGCAGAAGAUAUUUUUCUCAUCAACCUGUAAAACUCUGCACAUCAUCAUGGCUGAGGAGGAACUUAUGUUUAGUAUGGAAGAGGUGGGGGGCAGCCUGAAACGUUCUGGCCAGAGGACGGUGUCCGUUGGUGAAUCCAAUGCAAGUGAUGAUGACGACGAUGACCUCUACCUGUGCCCAAUUACUGACGACCCUAUUAGUCCCACCAAAGAAAUCUGCGAUUACUUACAAAACCUUGUGCACACCAAGCAGCUGUCAAAUUCACUCCCAAAGAAUGCUUUCGCGUAUAAGAACAAAAAUGAGAGAGAGCCAGAGGAACGAUCGGUCAGGUUUGGCUCUUUAACUGAGAAGGGUCGGGCCACAUGGAAACAUGCUAUUGAGAAAGCCAGGUCCAUGCCAGACCCCUGGGCUGAGUUCCACUUGGAGGACAUUGAAACAGAGCCCUGCAUUCGUUUCAGGUAUAAUGCCAUCAGUGGUGAAUGGGUAAAAGACAAAAUCUUCAUUAAAAUGUCUGCCCAGCCCUUCGGAAAAGGAGCCAUGAGAGAAUGUUACAGAACGAAGAAACUGUCAAAUUUCUCUCACAGUAGCAACUGGAAAUCUGCAUCCAACUAUGUGGCGAAGCGUUACAUGGAGACGGUAGACAGAGAUGUGUACUUUGAAGAUGUGAGGUUACAGAUGGAGGCUAAACUGUGGGGGGAGGAAUACAAUCGACAUCGCCCCCCCAAACAGGUGGACAUUAUGCAGAUGUGCGUCAUCGAGAUGUCAAACCGACCAGGAAAACCUCUCUUUCACUUGGAGCACUAUAUUGAAGGAAAGUACAUCAAAUACAACUCAAAUUCUGGUUUUGUGAGAGAUGAAAACAUACGCCUUACGCCACAGGCAUUCAGCCACUUCACAUUCGAACGUUCCGGACACCAGCUGAUAGUGGUCGAUAUUCAGGGUGUGGGGGACCUCUACACAGACCCUCAGAUCCAUACAGAUAAAGGCACUGACUUUGGAGAUGGCAACUUGGGUGUUCGUGGCAUGGCCUUGUUCUUCCACUCCCAUCUUUGUAAUAAGAUUUGUAAGAGCAUGGGCCUCACACCGUUUGAUGUGUCCCCUGCGGAGUUGAACCAGCUGGACUGUACCAGCAAACUACUGCAGUCCGCCCAGACAGUACUCCGGGGUUGCGAGGAGCAAUGUGGUUCUCCACGCGUGCGGACGACGUCGUUUAACCGCGCGCCUCCUCUCUUCUCCCGCCUCUCAGAGACCUCCUCCGUGGACGAGAACAUGAGCGACUCAGACUCCAUCCCAUGUUCUCCUCUGGGCAUGGGCAUGUCUAUGGGGAGAUCACCUCUAGGUGUGUCCUUCAUGAAUGAAAUGAAUGAAAAUAUUAGAAACAACUCUGAACAUAAGGACUCUGAGAACGGUGGAGACAGUGGUUAUCCCAGUGAGAGACGCAGUGAAGGAGACCCUGGCGAACAUGCUGACAGGGCUCGUCCCUACUACAACAGACUUUUGUCCGAAUCAGAUGACGACAGUGCUCGUCGGAUGACGGAGGAAAAAUGGAGUUUCUUUCACACGUCCCGCGCCCACAUACACAGACCCUCCUGUGUUGCUUUUGAAGUGGAACGACUGAAUGCUCUGGAGCUAGAGAGGAAGAUUGGGAAAUCUAAUUUGGGAAAGGUUCACCUUGCCAUGGUGCGGUACCACGAGGCAGGUCGUUUUUGUGAGAAAGACCAGCCAUGGGACCAGGACUCUGCCUUGUAUCACCUGGAGCGUGCAGCCAUGUGUGGGGAGUUGGAGGCCAUCGUGGCCCUUGGCCAAUGUUACCUCCAGCUACCCCAUCACAUUCUACCUGAAAUGGAACUGGAGGACAGUGACGAAAAUAGAAAGAAAGGCUUUGAUUUUCUGCUGAAAGCGGCUGAGGCUGGAGACAGGCCCAGCAUGAUUCUGGUGGCUAGAGCAUUCGACACUGGUGUCAACCUCCCACCAAACAGGACUCAGAACUGGAAGGAGGCAGUACGAUGGUACGACUGCGCCCUUAACAUGACGGACUAUGACGAGGGGGGGGAGUUUGACGGUAUGCAAGAUGAACCCCGCUACCUCCUGCUGGCCAGGGAAGCCGAAAUGUACCAGGAAGGAGGCUUCAGCCUCACUGCAGAUCCCCAGAGAGCAGGUGAUUUGUUCACUGAAGCUGCUGAUGCAGCCAUGGAGGCCAUGAAGGGCAGACUUGCCAAUCAAUACUACAUGAAGGCAGAGGAAGCAUGGGGAAUGAUGGAGGAGUAAAGGAGAUUCGUUUUUUUCUGCUUGCGAGACUGUUCCAAUUUUGCAUUCAGACUCCCUUUAUUAUUGUUUACAUGUUACUUUACCAUGCCAUUUCAAUGUUGUGAUGUCUUUUAAGCAUUUUAAGCAGCUGUGAGAAUUUUAAGCGCAGAGCAGCUUACGUGAAAGUAUGGGAUGCGUGAUGUAUGUGUUCGGCUUGAAGUGACUGUUUAUGCUUGUGUAUUUCCUCAUUUCUUCCCCCUGAGUUUUUCCUUCCAGAAUAAUACUUCAAAUGAAUCAUUUUCUCGAAAUAAAAUGCCGUUAACUGGCGAUGUAACUACAAGUAUUUGUAAUUGGUCUAAUAAGCGAAAAUUCAAGAUCGAAUGUUUACUAGUCACUUUUGUCACUUUUUUUUAUUUUAUGUUUACUAUGUUUCUGCAUGUGGUGCAAGAUGUGUUGGCAUUGUAAAGAGUCCCUCUAUUGCUCUCUCCUUAACUCUGAAGAUAAAAGAACAACGA